AGCGUUUCCCGCCGGACGCGCGAGCUGUGCUGUUUGUAGGUUUACCGCUCGUGUUCUCUGAGAAAAAAAGUCGCGUGGAGAGAAGCGUUUAGGUUGAGAUAUAAGUUUAAGACAAAAACGAACGAUCCCGUUGGUUUAUACGACGAAUCUGACCAUGACCAUAGUGGUUCUGCGUUUGCAAGGUUUAAACACAAAAGCAGGAUCUGAAGACAUACGAAGGUUUUUCCAUGGUUUGCACAUACCUGAGGGUGGUGUACAUAUCACCGGUGGCAAGAUGGGUGAAGCUUUCAUUAUUUUUAAUUCAGAGAGAGAAGGUCAACUAGCCAUGCGCUACUCUGGAAAACUCCUUAGAGGCUCUUGUAUUUCAUUAUAUAUUAGCAGUCUGGCUGAACUCAAGAGAAAAAUGGAGUUGAGAUUAAAGAAACCAAAGUCCACAGCAGUGGAGACUAAAAGGGUAACAUCCUCGCCACCUGACACCAACAGAGCUCUUUUGCUUAGUCUAAUGACUGCCAUUCAAGGACUGCAUUCAGAUGAAAAAGUGGAUCAAUGCCAAGUGCCCGGAAAUUUCAAUCAAAACGUUCCAGAAACAAAUAAAUGGUCCUCAACUGACAAUCAAACAAUUGUGGAUGGUCAGCACGGUCUAACUCAUGACAUGGAAACUAAGGAGCAGAAAAGCAGAGAAAACCUAAAUUCCUGUAAGCCAGGCUACCUUCGGCUUUAUGGAUUUCCUGACUCCGUUCCCAAAGAAGAGAUCUACCAGUUCCUACUGGGACUCCCCGUGUUGGAGGUCAUCACAAAAGUUCGACUGCAGCUGGGUUGGUGUUGUCUGGUGAAGUUGACCAGUUUCGCAGAUGCUGAAGAGGGGCUGAAAUACAGCCACCGAAAAUUCAAAGAAUACAAUGUUGCGGUCAGACUUGCCCAUGAGAAGAUGUGGACAGACGCUGUGGAGCAGUCCAAAAAUUCAGUGCAAAACGCCAAUCCUCACACUUUCUCAGAGCAAAGGGAGGUUAACGCAGAAAGAAAUGCAAUCAGAGGUUUCGCAACCAAAAGAAGUGCCGAGGAGUCGCCUUCACCUGGAUCGCCAAAGAAAUUCUGCAGAAACGUUUUAUCCCCUCAAACAGAACUUUGUGUUAUUGUCAAUCAUCUUUCAAAGAACAUAACCAAAACGGAGAUCAAGACGAUUUUUGGCUGUUACGCAAUCCCAAACUACAGAAUAAAACAUUUAUUAAAUAAGUGGGCAGAGAGGACAAGCACUGCAUUUAUCACCUUUGAGCAUGAAGAAGACUAUGCUUCAGCUCUAAAAAUGAAUGGCACAACUGUUGGCUUAAAGAACAUUGAAGUGUCACCCAUUGCUAAAGAAGAAAUGCUUGCUAUACUUAGCAGAAACAGAUGUACUAAAGCCCGGAGGCCACCACCUUAUGGAAAUUCACAUUUUGCCAUGUCAUGUGUAUACGCACGAAAUUUUCGUGCAGAUGUCAGGAAAGAAGAGGUGAGAGACUUUUUCAUGCGCUUCAAUGUCUGUGAAGAUGCAAUUGUUUUGCUUGUGGACAGCCAGGGCAAUGGUGUCGGGGAAGCCAUUGUGCAGUUUGCAUGCGAGGAAAUCGCCAAACAGGCCCAGAGUCUCCAUGGCAAGUAUUUCAUGGGAGCAAAAAUUCUACUUGCUUGUAUCACACCUCAACAGAGGGAGAAGAUACUUGGUACGUGGUGAACAACUUGAGAAGUGAGAUGUUCAGUAGUGCAAACUCCUGGUGAAAAUGUCAAGGAGGACAACUACAUCAUUUGAAGAUCCAGCGGAAGCUUUAUCAUUAGCUCUGUGAGCUGUAUUAAAAAUAAAAACUUUCAAGAAUGUGCUCAGGCAAUAUAGGUACAACGGCUGAUGCCCAGAAAGGAUUUUUGAAUACCACGUGGAAGGAGUGUACCUAAAAAGAAAGAAAUUGGACCUCACUGCUUUUCAUACAGUCCAGUGGUUGCCAAAGUUUAAUAGUCAACAUUUAAAGUGGAUGAAAAUAAUUAAAGUUGUCCCAAGACAAGAACGGGUAUUGUUUUGGUUUUAGGACAACUUUGAAAGGUUUUGAUCCACUUCAAGUAUUGACUGUGUUUAGGUCUGCUACAAACUGAAAAGUAAUAUCCUUUUAUUUCACAUUUUGCACUUUUACCUUGGUUGUAACUGCAGAACAUGCAGCUUUCUGGCUUCUAUUAAAAAUAGAUAUCACAUCUUGUUUUGCAUAUACAUUUUUUCUUUUUUUUCAGUUUAAUUGUGUAUAUAUUUGAAGUUUAACGGAACAAAUAUCUGUGGGGAUGGGUCUAAUUGAUUAAUUUUUUUAGUUUUGGCCUCUGCAUUUCUGUUAGUAAAAAAAAAAAAAACUAAAAUAUUUUGAGUUGUUUGAUGUCUUAAUGACCAGAAAUUUGUUUUUGAUUUCAAAUGUAUAUUAAUUAUUAAACCUAAUAGAAAUGUGACUUGCAAUCUCAA
This is a messenger RNA of Puntigrus tetrazona (Sumatra barb), 2470 nucleotides long. It is a transcript of the gene rbm12ba, whose product is annotated as RNA binding motif protein 12Ba. The transcript has 2 exons. Bases 155 to 1708 code for a protein of 517 amino acids. Gene Ontology annotation, biological process: regulation of RNA splicing. The record is from RefSeq and is a predicted model, not a curated record. Gene Ontology annotation, molecular function: RNA binding. Lineage: Eukaryota; Metazoa; Chordata; Actinopteri; Cypriniformes; Cyprinidae. Gene Ontology annotation, cellular component: ribonucleoprotein complex; nucleoplasm.